UCGGCUCCCACACGCAGACGAACGCAGAGAAAGAGAGAGCAUAUUGCCCAGGCAUAUACAAACCGGAAUAUAUUUUUGCCGACUAGGGAUUGACAAUUCGGCGUUAGAUCUAUCGCACGCCGUUUUCUCAGGAUGUCGCAGCAGAUCCUUCCGCUCGUCCUGGUGCUCUUGGCUGCGCAAGGCUCGCUAGGCCAGAAGCAGCAGCAGGAGGAUCCGUGCCAGACGAAGUCACGGGUGGUGGGCGACUCCGAGUACUGCGACCGCUACUGGGAGUGCGUGAACGGCCGCCCGGAGCUGUUCGACUGUCCGAACGGCCUCGUGUUCGCCGGUAAGCACCGCGGCGUCACCGAGGGCUGCGACUACCCGUGGCGCGCCAACUACUGCGAUGGCAAGCGCCAGGCGAAUCCGCCGAUCGCGACCGAGCACUGCGACUGGCUGUACGGUAUCUUCGGCCACGAGACCUCCUGCACCAGGUACUGGACCUGCUGGAACGGCACCGCCACCGAGCAGCUCUGCAUAGGCGGUCUGCUCUACAACGAGCGGGCCAGAUCCUGCGACUGGCCCGAGAACGUCGAGGGAUGCCAGAAGCAUCCACUCUGUAACGACGACGCGAACGGCAACGUGCCGCUGGGCAAGUCGUGCAACCGUUACUGGCAGUGCCAGGGUGGUUACCCGCGGUUGCAGCGCUGCCCGGCCAUGCUGGUGUUCGACAGGCGGUCGCUGAGAUGCGUGGUGCCGCCGACGGAGGACUGCGACGUUCCCACGACGCCGCCGCCCACCGAGGGCGAGCUGUCCGACGGCCGCAACGAGCAGGAGCCCGAGGAGGAGAAUCUGCCGCCCGGAGUUGCGCCCCUGCCGUCCGGCGCUCUGCCAAUCCCCCUGCGGGCGCGCCCCAGGAACUAAAAAUCGUCAGGCAGGUCGUCCGGCCCGGAAGGACGAAGGAAGCGCCAGGAGAUCCCCUUCUCGACGAGCGAGAUCCCGGAGAUCGUCGAUCGGUGCGGAGAACUCGGACAAGUUCUCUCGUCGAGAUCCUCCCCAGAUUCUCGCGCAGCUCUACUCGCAUGUAAUUUUAUAAUUCUAGAAUUCUCAUAAGGACGAAUUUUUUUGACAUUUUUUUUUAACUUCUUAGAUUUCUUUUAAUGUUCCCUCCGAAAUUACCCCCGAGUGUGACGGAGAAGCUCAGGUUCCGCAAUUUCUCAAGGAAAAGUUCUUUGUUACUUCACGUGGAUAAAAAUCUUCGUUUCACCUUUGCCACAAGGAAGAUAUUAAUUUUCAGAUAGGAAUAUAAAAUUUAAAUUUAUAAAGUAAAAGUGAGAGUGGCAACUGCCUGUACAAUUACACAGUUCUUCUCAAUUAAUGAGCAUUUUAUUCACGAAUUUCAAUUCACGAAUAAAAAGGGAGAAACUUAUCAAUAGAAUGAAUUUUAAUUUGCGAUCUAAGAUAAUUUAACUCAUGAAAAAUUGAAUAAAACUUUCUAAUUAUUUAACAAUGGAAAAGUUCUCAAAGUCAGUUGAAUGUUUUUUACAAGAACAUGUAAGCUGUAAAAAAAAUAGCCAAGCGUGAUAUAAAAGAUCGAUCUUAAAAGUUUCAAUUUUUUUAAAAAUAUUAAAAAAAGUAUUGCGUAAAAAAUAUAAUAUCGAAAAAAAAAUCAAUUCGACAAAAUAUUCACAAAUGCAGGAUUGUUUUUCAAGAAACGGAAAUUAUAGAGUCGAUAAAAAUGAGAAAGACCGAGACUUCCGUCGAUCUAGGAAUUUGACCGAUCGAGCUCUCCUGCCUCCUCAACGGAGGCUCGCAUUACUAAUCGAUAAUAACGUUAAUUAAUGAACAUCUCGUUUCUUCGCGGUUCCUGGACCGUUCACCAUUCGCCUCCGUCGCAUCAGUCGAGAUGUAAAUAUUUUCCCCGUCACAUCCCUCUCAUCCCCGUCCCCGCGCUCUCGUAAUCGUAAGACUCGUACCACGUAUUAUAUGUAGAUCGAUUGGAAUAAACUGUACGUUGUAUAUUUUUUA
This is a messenger RNA of Wasmannia auropunctata (little fire ant), 2007 nucleotides long. RefSeq names its product chondroitin proteoglycan-2-like. Gene Ontology annotation, molecular function: chitin binding. Bases 133 to 903 code for a protein of 256 amino acids. The transcript has 3 exons. The record is from RefSeq and is a predicted model, not a curated record. NCBI's taxonomy places the organism in Eukaryota, Metazoa, Arthropoda, Insecta, Hymenoptera, Formicidae. Gene Ontology annotation, cellular component: extracellular region.